Messenger RNA from Cucurbita maxima (winter squash), 805 nucleotides. RefSeq lists its product as uncharacterized. The record is from RefSeq and is a predicted model, not a curated record. The coding region runs from base 51 to 539 and encodes 162 amino acids. The transcript has a single exon. NCBI's taxonomy places the organism in Eukaryota, Viridiplantae, Streptophyta, Magnoliopsida, Cucurbitales, Cucurbitaceae.
GUCUUUGAUUAGAGAAAUUCGUUUAAAAAAAAAAACAGCCGUUGAUUCUCAUGGCGACCGGAAAAAGCUGUUACGGUCGCUCCGACUACCGUUUUCUCACCGGCCACCACCGCCGCCCGCACUCGUUCACGUCGGAGUUGUCGUUUGAAUUCAACGAAUCGGACAUUUUCAACCCCGGUAGUUCGGAGUCUCCGGAGAGGCGGAAAUCUCCAGCUCCGGCGGCGUCGAUAUCGAAGAAAGGUUCGUCGAAACGGGGGGAGGGCGGCGGAGGUGGAGCGUCGUCGCUGCCGGUGAAUAUUCCGGAUUGGUCGAAGAUUCUGAAGGAGGAGUAUAGAGAGGAGCGGAGUUUGGAAUACGAGGGGGAUUUGGAGGAGGAAAGCGACGGCGACGAGGAAAUGAGAGUACCGCCUCACGAGUUUUUGGCGAGGUCGAGAACGGCGUCGUUUUCGGUGCAGGAAGGAAUUGGGAGGACGUUGAAAGGGAGAGAUCUGAGUAGGGUCCGAAAUGCAAUUUGGGAAAAAACUGGGUUCCAGGAUUGAAAUAUCUUAGAAAUAAACCCUCACAAUUUUACGACAUGUAGUUUUAGCACGUAAAACAAAACAAAAACUGGGAAGGAAGGAUUUCUCCGACGCGUCGUCUUCUUCGUUUACUUUUUUUUUUUUUUUUUAAAUUUUAAUUUUCACGUUUGCCCUAUUGGCGUAGCUGGCGAGAUUCUGGGAAAUGGAUGUUUCAUUAAUGGGUGUAGUAUUAAGCAAAAUAUAUAUUUUUCCUCAUAUUCUAAAAAUAAAAAUAAUCUUUUAAUAAA